Messenger RNA from Rotaria socialis, 573 nucleotides. The record is from the annotation of a GenBank genome assembly. NCBI's taxonomy places the organism in Eukaryota, Metazoa, Rotifera, Eurotatoria, Philodinida, Philodinidae.
AUGGGUAACAAACAACCCAACACAUCAUCGACUGAGCUCACCGAUAAACAAAUUGCUUUACUUAAAUCCAAUACUAACUAUAGUGAGGAAGAAAUUCGACAGUGGCAUGCGGGUUUUAUUCGUGAUUGUCCAAAUGGUAAACUUGAUAAGAAAAAAUUUGUUGAUAUCUAUCGACAGUUCUAUCCAAGAGGUAAACCGGACAAUUACUGCAAAUAUGCUUUUACUACAUUUGAUACUAAUCAUGAUGGUUUGGUAGACUUUUCAGAGUUUCUUCUAGCGAUCACAGCUACCAGUCAAGGUGAUCUUGAUGAUCGUCUGACCAUUGCUUUUGAAAUGUUCGACAUAUCCAAUGAUGGACAAAUUGAUCUCAAGGAGCUCACUAAAUUACUUACAGCGAUGUAUGAUCUUGUCGGUGAAUCCGAUCGUACUGGUGAUAGAGACCCCAAGAAACGCGCUGCGAAUAUUAUAGCAAAACUAGAUAUAAGCGGCGACAAAAAACUGAGCAAAGCUGAAUUCAUUGCAGGAUGUAAAAACGAUGCUGUUAUUCGUAAACUACUUGCUCCAAACAUUUGA